Molecule: messenger RNA, 826 nt
Organism: Atta colombica
Lineage: Eukaryota; Metazoa; Arthropoda; Insecta; Hymenoptera; Formicidae
Exons: 5
Coding region: 107-616 (169 amino acids)
Cellular component (GO): BLOC-1 complex
Source: RefSeq, a predicted model, not a curated record
GUUGUCUUAAAUUAAGUGUAUUGUUUUCUUAUUGAGACAGUUAAAAAUAACAAUUUACAAAUUGUUGUUAUGAAAAUUUGAUUACAAACAUCACAUUUAAAAAAAAAUGGAUUUAAAAGCUGUAGUUGUUUCUGGAGAAGCUCCAGAGUCUGACGAUGAUGCAUCAAACAUUGUCACUGGCCUAGGAUUCCCUACAAUGCGAACACCAUCCACAUAUUGCGGUACCAUUAUCUCAGGCGAAGCUCCAGAAUCUGAUGAUGAUUUAACAAGUUUAAGUAGUAUUAGUGGAGCGAUAGAUGCCAUGGCAUGUCCUCUUUACACAGAUCUUAAAAUACCAAGAUCUAAAAAAAAUUCUAUCAAGUAUAAUAGUUUACUUCAUAAAAAGUUAUACGAAUGCAAUGAAAUCUUGGAUAGAGACAUUCUGCAAAUGACCGAGGGCGCAAUCACAACCAGCGUACAAGAAUUGUCAGCUAUUAACCGACAAUUGCUGAGAAGUGAAUUGGUGUUACAAGAGGCUGUGUGUCAAUUACGCAAUGCAUCCGGUCGGGUGAAGGAUGCCUCCGACGCUCUACAUCAACUCAUAGACGACAACUUCUUGCAUUCCGUUAAAAUUUAAUUUUUAUUAAGUGCAUUUCUAUUCUUAAGAUAUACAUGUAGCAAUGAGUAACAGGUAUGUGCUUACAAGAGACAUCACACAACUGUCCGGUACAGAUUUGAUUUUCCGUGAAAUAUGUCAUUAAAAUCUAAGAGACACAUUUUUUUUAUGUGUGCGCUAACUCAUGUUUAAAGAGUGAAACACUCCUUUGAAAAAAAAAACGAUAUUUCU